UGUUCCGUGGGUCAUUGGCCGUUUGACGUCGGAGACUCACUGGCAGUGUAGUCAGUUUAUAAUUAACAUCCCUCCCAGGGGUUUUUUUUUUAACUGGCCCUGUGAUGAGUGAGUGCGUGAAGUCUCGGCCAGGGUUGAAGUAUUGUCCCAUCGUCUAAGUUCUAAAUUAAUCUUCUAAAGCCUCUGUAUCGAAGAAACUGGACGCUCAUUCCUGAAUCCUCAUCCUUUUUUCUCUUACUCUAUCGGAACAAGAAAAACAAGAAAGGACCCCUGAUGAUCCUGAUUCCUGAUUUCCUGUUCUUAUCGAGCAUGCACGUGUUUCGGGGUUGUUGUCCGGCAGAUUAAAGAUUUCACUCCAACACUGGAAGUGCUUGGAUUAUGUUGUGUGAUAAUGCACCCCAGUGACUUUGAUUCUUGGGUUCUACUUGCUAGAACAGCUGGAUCGGGAACAUAGGUACAAUUUCGGUUUCGCACUACCCUUUUGGGAACUCCGAAAAGUGAAACGUGUGAACUGUUAUUUGGCAAAUCGAUAUAGCUGAUCAAUUAUCUUUGAAACUGGUGAAUUGUCGAGUCUCGGUGGAUGAAUAGGAACCAGAACCUGGAGAUGACAGCUCAUCAAUGUUACGAUAGUAAUACUACAAGUGGUAGCGGGUCAUAACAGGAAAGUAAGAGGUCAACGAGAUUCCUCUAAUCACCCGGGGCUAUGUCUCGAGACGAGGUGUUCUCCACGAUGGGCGUGGAAAUCGUCCAAGUGGGAGCAACUCAACUGAGCCACAGCUUUGCCUACAUGGAUGAUGUCUCAAAGUCCAAGAUUUCCAUUUCCCGAGGAUCUCGCCGGCUCAAGUCGAGUCUUUCCCAGGAGGAAAGACCGACCGAGGACUCGGAUCCAACCAGCAACACCAGCUCCGUCGGUUCGGAUGACUACCACGGAGCUUCCUCAAUUCCCUGCUCCCUGGAGGGCUCUUCUGUUCAAACUCCUGAAAGGAAACGAGAACGAGCCAGUCCAGGAAGUCAUCGCCAGAGGCUCAAGAACAGCUGCACCAUCAGUGGAGACAACGGAAGUAUUGGCUAUGGAUCCUCGGCUCCUUUAGAAUCUGAAAAUUCCUAUUCGUCCCAUCCUGGGUAUCCUCUGACGCUACCUGGAGCUGGAGAUAAUGGGACUGGGAGGAAAGUGAUCUCAUCCGAGAGUAAUUCACCCAAGGAGGAGGAUACGAGGACUGCUUCAACUACCUUGCCUCCAACUCAAGGAUUCCUUUCACCGUCUUCUUCCUCUUCUAUGCCGCCCUCGACGACUUAUGAUGUGAGUUCAUCUACGAGGACGACUGGAACUAAUUCUAGAACCACCACCACCACUGCGAAGAGUCAGAGUUCGCUUUCCAGGUCUCGAAACGUUGUUCCUCCAACAACGGCGCCUUCAACCUCCUCCUGGAAUAGUUCUUCUGUUGAACAAGAAACGGACUAUGUGGUCGAUACAGAAAAGGGAAAUGCAUACUACAAAGGACAGUUUCUGGGAAAGGGUGGCUUUGCAAAAGUUUAUUUAAUCACCGACAUCUCUACAAGAAAGCAAUAUGCGUGCAAAAUCAUCCCCAAGAAUCGAAUGCAAAAAAUUCACAUGCAAAAGAUUGCAAGAGAGGUCAUGAUACACAAGGAGCUGAAUCAUGUCAAUGUCGUUCAGAUGCAUCACUAUUUCGAGGACAAUCUAAAUGUCUACAUGCUCCUAGAAGCUUGUCCAAGAAAGAGUUUGAUGCACGUGCUGAGAUACCGAGGCAAGGUGACCGAACCGGAAGCAAGGUACUACAUGAAACAAAUGGUAACUGGUGUUGCCUACAUUCACUCGCAGAAAGUCGUUCAUCGGGAUUUGAAACCAGGCAAUAUGUUCCUUUCUGAAAAGAUGAUCGUCAAGAUCGGGGAUUUUGGACUUGCCACUCGUCCUGAUGGCCAGCGUAGAAAAGUAACUAUUUGCGGGACGCCGAACUACAUCGCGCCGGAAGUUCUCUACAAACAAGCCUACAGCUACGAGGCGGAUGUUUGGGCUUUGGGUUGUAUUCUCUAUGCACUCUUGGUGGGACAACCUCCUUUCGACACCGCCACUCUCAAAGAGACCUACGCGAGAAUAUGCAACAAUCGGUAUCGCGAGGUAGAUGAUGAAACGGCCAGUCGAAACGGCCAGGAUCUGAUUCGCUGGCUUCUGCAGCCGACCCCCGAAUUAAGACCCUCCCUUGAGCGAGUCAAAGAGCAUCCCUACCUCACCAAGGAGUACGUUCCAGCAUCUCUUCCAGACACUUGCUGCUAUCGAACGCCUCAACUUUCAGUCAUUGAUAACACCAAUUCCUGUCUCUCGCCCUCCACUUCCCUCAAUUCAAAUCAUCUAGUUCAAGAAGAUAUCUCACAAAACACUCAGUUGGGAAGCCACUCGCCGCCGAGAACCGAGGUUCGGAAGCAGUCGCGAAAGGCCCAGAAGGUGUCGAACUGGCUGGCGAGGAAGUUGCCAAAAUUGCCCAAGUUGCCUUGGUUCAGGCAAAGACUCAGCAGUGUUCUUUGUCCGGAAGCUAGGAAAAAGCAGACCCUGGCGGAAGUCGGACAGAAUCCUGUCGUUCCACAGAGUGUACAGAUGAAUCGGGCACUUGAAGAUUGUCUCCGUGAAAUCAAGUGUAAACAGUCGGUUCGGAAUCCCCCGAAGGUGGAGGAUGUCUCGCCCUUGUUUGUCAUCAAGUGGAUCGAUUACUCGAAUAAGUAUGGGCUAGGCUUCCAGUUGUCUGAUAAAUCAGUUGGAGUCCUGUUCAAUGAUAGUACGAAGAUGAGCUACACUCAUGAUAGAAGAAGAGUAGAAUAUAUGAGGACGGAUGAUGAAGUGACAAGGUAUCACCGGGAGAAAGAUGUUCCGACGACUUUAGAAACGAAACUCGACAUCCUGAGAUAUUUCACGGGAUACAUGGAGGAUCACCUGACAGAGGGUGGCGAAAUUCGCUAUCAGCGAAACAGCCGACAAUCUCGAUCAGCCUGUGUUCCUCGAAUGCGCCGGUGGCUUCGUACGAAUAAAGCGAUUGUAAUGGAACUGACGGGGCCGCUUCUCCAGGUGAACUUCUUCGUCGACCACACGAAGAUGGUAGUUUCGCAGGAACCGUCCUGGAAAGAAUAUCUCAUCACGUACAUCGACGCCAGUAGGCACGCAUUCUCCUAUUGGCUCAGCGAUCUCAAGAACUUUGGCUGUACUCCAGAACUCCACGAGUGUCUUCACUAUCUUUGCAAAGUUUCCCGCGAAUUUGCCGACCUCGAUAACAACGCGGUUGCCUGAUCUCCGCCCACUAAAACCUUCUCCAAGUUCUCAAACCAUCCAGAAUAGCAACUUGGAAUCAUUUCGAUACGAGCGUGUUGAAAAAAACGGGUUCAGUUAUUAAUAAUCCCUGGUUUAUUAUAUUAUUUUCAAUUAACUUGAAUUAAUUUGAAUUUGCAUUGAAUUCUUUUUUAUUCUUUUAACUUUUUUGAAAUCUUUUGAUUUCCCUGAAUUGUCGGAAUUCUUUGAAUUCUUCUCAAUUUGUGGAAUUGGUCCUAAUUUCUUUAAAUUCUUUGCAUUAUUUUGAAGUAAUUGGAUUUCCCUGAAUUAUCGGAAUUCGUAUAAUUUCUUGAAUUCCAAGGACUUUAAAAUAUUGCAAAGAAUCCGGAAAAUUCACAGUUUCCGGAAAGUCAAGGGUUUUCAGAGAGUUGAGGGAAUUUAGAGAGUUCAACGAAUUCAAUGAAUUCAAUGAAUUUUUAGGAAUUCUGAUAAAUCAAGGGUUUCAGAGAAUUAGGAGAAUUUCAUGGAUUUUAAAGAAAUUGGGAAUUCAGAAAGUUAAAGGUAUUCAUUCAGAGUAUUCAAUCAAUUCAGAAUAUUUAAGGAAUAUAGUUGAAAAUUAAACUAUAUAGUUGAAAAUUGAACUAUUUAUUUGAAAAUUUAAAUAUUUGGU
Molecule: messenger RNA, 3944 nt
Organism: Belonocnema kinseyi
Lineage: Eukaryota; Metazoa; Arthropoda; Insecta; Hymenoptera; Cynipidae
Product: serine/threonine-protein kinase PLK1-like
Exons: 9
Coding region: 704-3295 (863 amino acids)
Biological process (GO): mitotic cell cycle; regulation of cytokinesis; protein phosphorylation
Cellular component (GO): centrosome; nucleus; spindle pole
Molecular function (GO): protein binding; protein serine/threonine kinase activity; ATP binding
Source: RefSeq, a predicted model, not a curated record